Molecule: messenger RNA, 999 nt
Organism: Schistocerca cancellata (South American locust)
Lineage: Eukaryota; Metazoa; Arthropoda; Insecta; Orthoptera; Acrididae
Product: potassium channel subfamily K member 18-like
Exons: 6
Coding region: 1-999 (332 amino acids)
Biological process (GO): potassium ion transmembrane transport; stabilization of membrane potential
Cellular component (GO): membrane
Molecular function (GO): potassium ion leak channel activity
Source: RefSeq, a predicted model, not a curated record
AUGGCACGCGGGCGCGCCGUCUCCAGUAAUGACCGCCGCGCCGCGGGCGUCGGCUGCAGCCUGGCGUCGAGCGGCCUUCCUUUUGUGGCAGACACGCGGUACGGAAACCUGGCGCCCAAGACGGCGGCGGGCAAGGUGGCGACCAUGGUGUACGCCAUCGUGGGCGUGCCGCUGAUGCUGCUCUGCCUGUCCAACCUGGGCGCGCUGCUCGCCGACACCUUCCAGUUCGCCUACUCGCAGGCGCACGCCUGCUCUCGGAUAACAGUGGUGGUGGUGCUGAUGCAGGUGCGUCAGCUGCUGACGGAGUGCGCAGAGUAUCAGGUGUCGCAGGCGGGCGGCGGCGCGCCGGACGCGGCGGCGACGCGGCUGCUGCGCGAGCUGCGCCACGCGGCGGCGCACGACACGCCGUCACGGGUUCCCCUGAUCUGGAGGCCGACCGAGCAGCAGCAGCAGCAGCAGGCCGGCGGCGGCGGCCCCCAGCUGCACCUGCAGGCGCUGCCCCAUAAGCGGCCGCCCACGCCGCCCCCGAGGCGCGUGUCGCACGCGCAUGCGCACGCACACCAGCCUGACGUCACCGCCGACGCCACGCCGGCUUCCUGCACCGCCACGGCCGACUCCGCCGCCCCGGGCGCCAACCACGACGCCGCAAGGCACCGCAACGAGGCGCUGCAGAGCCGGGUGCCGGUGUGGCUGGUGCUGGUCGUGCUGACGGGCUACAUCUGCCUGGGCGCCGCCAUCUUCGCGCGCUGGGAGGACUGGAGCUUCCUGGACGGCGCCUACUUCUGCUUCAUCACGCUGUCCACCAUCGGCUUCGGCGACCUGGUGCCGGGCAAGUCGCUGCGCACGUUCCAGCAGCGCGCCGAGCUGCAGCUGGUGGCGUGCUGCGCCUACCUGCUGCUCGGCCUGGUGCUGAUCGCCAUGUCGUUCAGCCUGGUGCAGGCCGAGGUGGUGGCGCGCUGCCGGCAGGCCGCCGCCUCGCUGGGGCUGCUCAAGCGGUAG